AGACCUCCCAGUUAUAAAGACUCACAUCAAAUUAUGCACUUCAACAAUACACAUAAAUCCCCGUCAUGGCAGCCAGACAGAAUUUCGUUGGUAACAAGCCCGUAGAAUCUUUCCCUCCUGAAGCCAUCCAGAAAAUUCCCGAUGACGAGCUGACAAAGAGAGAAGCAGAGAGGCUGUCGAAAGGGGACUCGAAACAACCUGGAGCGAACAAGAGGGCUGGUGCCGCGACAAGGAAUCCAGCGGACUAUGAUACGACGGGACGAGGGGGGCAAGGGAAUACUCAACCGGUCGAAGAUCCUGUCAUUUGAAUCAGCUGUUUGCAAGACGAUGUGCUCUCGACAGGUUUGACAUGGGAAGCUACCAUGCAUACAGUGGGAACGUGAAAAUUUGACGUCUGUAUUUACUGGCACGAAAGCGAGGUGCAGAUGGU
Messenger RNA from Serpula lacrymans var. lacrymans S7.9, 430 nucleotides. RefSeq lists its product as uncharacterized. The coding region runs from base 66 to 308 and encodes 80 amino acids. Lineage: Eukaryota; Fungi; Basidiomycota; Agaricomycetes; Boletales; Serpulaceae. The record is from RefSeq and is a predicted model, not a curated record. The transcript has 3 exons.